ACAACAUUCAAUUUCAUCUUUGCAAUUAGAAUUAAAUUCCGAGAACCGAGACUAUUGUAGAAUUACCGAUAGCCGAACCUAAAGUCGAAGAUAAAAAUAUAAUUAUACAAAAACAAAAAAUAAUUAAAGACGUGUAUUGUAGUAAUGUGUCCAGAAUGCAUAUUACCCGUAUCGGAUGUACGGUGUCAAGUUCUACCAGUGCGACAUUAUCUCAAUAAAAAAUUCAUGCGGAAAUCCUAAUUCGACAUUAUCGGAUGUAAAGUUAUUGACCACGACAGAUUCUGACUGUAACAGAAAGUAGCAGGUCAAACCUGUAUCUAGACCGUUCUUUGGUCUAUGGCAGAGUACAAAAAGAUCGUACUCUAUGAUGGAGACGAAGAUGGGUACUCCGGAGGAUCAGCUUCCGAAGCAUCUUUUACCUAUAUCUUCCCCCCUCCAAUCCAUGGCGGCAUGGAUCGCGAAGCCACUGACAGAAGUUGGUUCACACACCUGCGAUCUUCUAUCCGUGCCUUCCGCCGCAGACUACGCCAGCAAGACUGGCUGCAAGUCCCAGACGUACACGUCCUGGGAUACUUGUUCGCGCUCCUAUGUUGCGUCUUUGUACUGUGCUGGCGUCACAGCAGAACGCACAAAAAGAGGAGUGCAAGACGCUCACGCCAAUCAGGAUUAGCAGGUUCCGGACGAACCGAGCGUAGAGGAGAUGUCUUGGACCAGGGUCCAGAAAGACAUGUUCUCCGCAGGGAAGACACAGUUCUUCCGAGGUGUGGGGUUGUUGACGAAACAGCAACAGAGGCAAGAUGCGUACAUCCAAAGGAUGAAGCUUCGAUGUGCCCCUGAACUCCAGCACCCCCACCGCCACGAACACCACCGCCAGACGCGGGAGGUGUCACGCCCAUCAUAUGCGUACGUGAACGCUACGUAUGACGAUUGUAUCGCGUAUGCAAGUGAAUGGGUUGAAGGCGAGGAUGUUGACAACACAAUAUACUAUGCCAGUUGUGUCAUCCUCGGUCCAUCCUCCCCAUACACAAUCUGGUGGCAAAUCUCUUGCAAAGAGCCACCUUCCGGAUUUGUAAGGUAUUCAGGAGCCAUACCAUACCAGUCUGUUUAAUUUGCAAUUCAACUAUCGCUAUUAUUAAAAGUGGAAAUUUAAUACAGCAUUAUGAAACUACUCAUUAAGAUAAAGGAAAUACUAAGUAAAAUACUAACACUAUUUUGUCUAAAUCUUUAGACUAGCAAUAGUAUUAGUUUAUAACAGAACGUAUUCAUGAGUAGAAGUCAAUAGUAUUUCAGUAAAAAUAGUUGACGAAAACAAGAAAAAUAUCUUCAGAAAGAACUCUUAUUAAAAUACUAUGUAACAGAACAUAUUCAUGAGUAGAAGCUAAUAGUAUUUU
Messenger RNA from Sipha flava (yellow sugarcane aphid), 1391 nucleotides. RefSeq lists its product as uncharacterized. Bases 337 to 837 code for a protein of 166 amino acids. The transcript is spliced from 2 exons. The record is from RefSeq and is a predicted model, not a curated record. Lineage: Eukaryota; Metazoa; Arthropoda; Insecta; Hemiptera; Aphididae.